Molecule: messenger RNA, 351 nt
Organism: Rhodotorula toruloides NP11
Lineage: Eukaryota; Fungi; Basidiomycota; Microbotryomycetes; Sporidiobolales; Sporidiobolaceae
Product: Dimeric alpha-beta barrel domain protein
Exons: 4
Coding region: 1-351 (116 amino acids)
Source: RefSeq, a predicted model, not a curated record
AUGUCUGCCUCGCAACAGCACCAGAACCCAUGGACGGAGCAGCCGAAGAGCUUGGAUGACUUGAAGACGUACUUGGUGGUCGUGCCGGACGUGCCGGAGUCGAAGAGGAUGGAGGUCCGCUCUCAACACCUCGAGGAAGCCAGGCCCGCUUUCGCAAACGGCUGGUUCAUUGAAGCCGGCGCAACCUUCGCCGACGAUUCGCGAACGACGAUGACGGGCUCGUACCUCCUCAUGCGCGGAGAGUCGCCCGAACAGAUCAAGGCGCGGCUGAGCAAGGAUAUCUAUUCCGAGGGAGGCGCAUGGGACGUUCCGAACGCUCAGAUAACGCCCGUAUUCCGCGCCAAGCAUUAG